AUGGGCUACUUCGAGGUUCCUCUGAUAAGGUUUCUUUCGUCACUGAAUUGUGUAGUUGGGGGAGAGGUUUGCACGGAACACGGGCGUGGGCUAUCUGCCGAUUUUGAGCAAUUAUCCCAAGUUGCUCAGUUCAGAGACGCAAGAGACUACAUUGCACAUUUCAUUAGCGGAGUCUACAGUUUGCGCGUUUGCCAAACAUUUCAUGACAAAGAGUACCACUAUGCUAUUGGCCAAGAAGUGCCCCAUCGACCAUUCAGCUCUGGACGUUCACCAUGCAUCAACCUAAAACUAGAAUUCAGCCCUAUGAAGGGUGUGGGGCACAUUGAGUUGAAGAACGUCGUCAACGAAAGAUCCAACUGGAUGCACUUGAGUCUCCUGUGGAACGCAUUUGGAACACAAAAUCGGAUUUCGCUUUUCGAAGAUUUACCUGAAUCCUCAUCUAAUUUGCACCAGAGACAGAUAUUUUUUGAAUUGAAGGAAGUUCGGUUGUGGUCAUCCACGUAUACGGUGACACUGUUUGAGGUCUUCGGAGCGUUGCCCAAGCCUCGUGGGAACACCGGAUCAGCAAUCCUGAAAUUCGUCAAAUGGUAUUCGGAAGAAUUAAUCACCCUCGAUAGAUAA
Messenger RNA from Opisthorchis viverrini, 621 nucleotides. RefSeq lists its product as hypothetical. The record is from RefSeq and is a predicted model, not a curated record. Bases 1 to 621 code for a protein of 206 amino acids. The transcript is spliced from 3 exons. Lineage: Eukaryota; Metazoa; Platyhelminthes; Trematoda; Opisthorchiida; Opisthorchiidae.